UUUCAGUCCUACCAGUAACUUGAUCAUCCUCCUAUUGACACCAGACUGCGUAAUAAAUACAACCGUCUUACGCCCUCUGACCUACCACCUUAUUUUUAAGUCCCAUCGCUCUUGUACUACAAAAGCACCACAACUUUAUUUAUUUACCGUCGUCGUUGUUAGGUUGGACCUUAUCUCGCACUACCUACACAUAUCAUCGUUUAUUUGAAUAACGGUCACACUCGUUAACUAACGAUCGAAUACAACAACGUACAUACUCAUCUCGUCGCGCACAGACUAAUUUAGCCAUGGGUGUCGGAAGAUAUGUUUGUGUGGCUCUGCCAUUCAUAUUAACAGUCGGCAGCAUCAUUUGUAUGCUGAUCGCCGGUCUCACCGGUGUUACCAGCAACAGCCUUUACAUCUUCCAAGUCGACAUGAGAAAUGCCAGCGUCGACGCUUCGACCCUCUCGAGUCUAAUUAGCAACAUCAGCAGUCUCGAGAACGUUGCAAAUGAAAUCAGCUCUCGUUCCCCCGCCCCCGCCCCGGAGCCGUUGGAUAUCUCUAGCAUCAUUAGCAGUCUCACUGGAAGUGGUGGCAGUGACAACAUCACGGCGGCCGAGCUUGGAAUCGAUAAGCUCUACGAUGUUACCCUUUGGAACUACUGCAGCAUCUCGGCUAACGGAACCGACAAGAACUGCACUAAGGCCAAAUUCAACUGGGCCGAGACCGAGUUCAACACUACCUUCAUCAAUGACUUCGGCAGCGACGUUGGUGCUAACAUCACCAUCCCGCAAGAGAUUACGGAUGCCUUGAACACUUUCAAGCCUCUUAUGAAAUGGACCGAGGUUGUUUACAUCAUCGCUAUGGUUGCUCUUGGCCUUGAGCUCGUCGUCGGUCUAUUUACCGCUUGCUCCCGUCUUGUCUCAUGCUUGACUUGGCUCAUUUCCGGUAUCGCUACUCUCGCCGUCAUCGCCGCCUCCGCUAUGAUGACCGCCAUAGCCGUCGUUGUCGUCGGUGCAGUGAAGGGUGCCAUCGGCAAGUAUGGUGGUGAUGCUAGCUGGAACCACAGCUUCUUGGCUUGCAUCUGGAUCGGUGUCGCAUUCGCUCUUGGCGCUAGCUUAUUCUGGCUCUUCUCCGUCUGCUGCUGCGCACCCGAGCGCCGCCCCUACGCCGGCCGCUCGCGUGGCGGUCCUGAGGGCGAGAAGUUCAUCCCCACUGGUUCAUACGUCCCGCUCGGUGAGCAACGCAACUCUGGCUACAACUACGGCGCCCCACAGCGCGGUGGUGCUCGCUCGGACCUUGCAUAUGAGCCUUAUUCUCAUGCUCGUUAAACGUGGAGGACGUUUUGGGAAUGGCGGGGAAACUCAGUGCGCGAUUGGGCCGUUUGGCCUAAGGGUUAGACCAUUUGCAUUAUGCCGGCGUUAAGGCUUGGGAAUGACAAGACUGGAUGAAAACGCGAUGUUUUCGCGACGGUAUUAGGCAGAGAAGUUAGACGGAAGGAUAUUUCUGUGAUGAACGGGAUACCCGGGAUUAUUAUGAUAGUGUUCAAUUUCGCAUAUAAUGAAAUGGCAUAUGAUGAAUUAACAAUUCA
This is a messenger RNA of Annulohypoxylon truncatum, 1570 nucleotides long. RefSeq names its product SUR7/PalI family-domain-containing protein. The record is from RefSeq and is a predicted model, not a curated record. Gene Ontology annotation, cellular component: cell cortex of cell tip; plasma membrane. The transcript has a single exon. Bases 288 to 1310 code for a protein of 340 amino acids. NCBI's taxonomy places the organism in Eukaryota, Fungi, Ascomycota, Sordariomycetes, Xylariales, Hypoxylaceae. Gene Ontology annotation, biological process: fungal-type cell wall organization.